UAUGGAAUUGGUAUCAGUCGCAGUUCAAGCAGCCAAACCAGCUCCCAUCUUCCUUCUCACAACAAUCAAUCAAUCAAGAUGAAAUCCUUCGUGUGCAUCGCUCUGGUCGCCUUCACCGCAGCCGCUUUGGCUCUGCCCACCAACGUGGCUUCGGCCACCGGACAGACUAGCUCCACGGUAUCCCUGACUUCCCAGGACGGCGAGCUGGAGGGACUCGCCGGUCAGGGAUUCGGAGACCUGACUCGUCUUCGUAAGUCCGCCUACGGCGGAAGCUCCGGUGGCUAUGGAGUCUCCAGCGUACCAGCCCCUCCCUGCCCCAAGAACUACCUGUUCAGCUGCCAGCCUAAUCUCGCCCCGGUGCCGUGCAGUGCUCCAGCCCCCAGCUACGGAUCCGCCGGUGCCUACUCUUCUCCGGUGGCCUCCUACGUCGCUCCUAACUAUGGAGUCCCCCAGCACCAGCAACAGCUUUUCAGCGCCUCUUACGUGCCACAGUCCUACGGAUACCAGUACUAAGUGACAACUGAUUUCAUCCACGAUCCCAGGCCACGUACUACGAAAUCUAUUGCUGAGAAACAUAAACUUUAAUGGAUUUUAAAAAAUUAACCCAAAAAUAUGUAUUGCAAUAAAUCACAAAACCGCAUAGAACUUGAA
Messenger RNA from Drosophila subpulchrella, 651 nucleotides. It is a transcript of the gene Vm26Aa, whose product is annotated as vitelline membrane protein Vm26Aa. The transcript has a single exon. The coding region runs from base 79 to 513 and encodes 144 amino acids. The record is from RefSeq and is a predicted model, not a curated record. NCBI's taxonomy places the organism in Eukaryota, Metazoa, Arthropoda, Insecta, Diptera, Drosophilidae.